Molecule: messenger RNA, 924 nt
Organism: Neohortaea acidophila
Lineage: Eukaryota; Fungi; Ascomycota; Dothideomycetes; Mycosphaerellales; Teratosphaeriaceae
Exons: 1
Coding region: 296-589 (97 amino acids)
Source: RefSeq, a predicted model, not a curated record
UGUCGUUUGCAAUGACGUAUGCUGGGGAGAGGGUGGAGGGCGAUCACUGCCGUGGUUGGCGGCGGAGAAGGUCUUCCGAGCGACGCCAUCUCUCGUCCGUCUCCACCUCACUCGCAUUGUUGCACUAUCCUCGACUUCUUCCAUCAUUUCCCCUUCUUCCAUCAUUUCCGCCCUGCUACAUCGUUCCGCAGCCUCCAAGCGAGAUGACAUGAAUUGGGCGCGCAGCAAUAUCGGGACAGCGGAAUCGGGACGAGACCGUGGGGUGCUUGCGGGUAAAUGAUCUGUCAGCGACGGGAUGACAGAACAUGAUUCAGCAUCACCGCGCCGCACUCCCAUCCGCCUCGACCUUCCCAUGCAACGUCGGUUCCUGGCCCAACACCCACGUCGAACAAUGCCUGAUUCCACGUGCACCAUCCCCCGCUCCGCUCUGUCAUCCUCCCCCUGCCUGGCACGGACUAGCGCUGUUGCCAAUUUUGGACACCGACAGACUUCACUCGGUACAUGUACCCACGCCAGUCUUCGCUCUCUAAACAAGGCUGUGACCGCCCGGCGCCGCUCGGCUUACGCCCUCCUCUCCCUCCACCGGUGAAACGGCGCGCUAGGGCCAACGCGUCGCGCCAGCCGCACUGCCUCGCACGUGUCGUGCAUCGUUCCCGCCCCUUCCGGCCCUGCCCUAUCCUACCGCUCAUCAGGCUGAGAUAAUUCCUCACCCGUAGCCUACUCUCUCCACAUCUAGCCUCGCGGUGCCCGAUAUAUUGGUGACUUCUUCACAUCCUGACAAAUGCCCUCCGUCUCUCCCGCUUAUUCACGCGCCAACGCAAUAUACCGCGCACGCCUGGUGUUACGUUACCGUGCUAUUGGCAUUUGGUACACGGACGUGCGCGCGACGGCAUCAUGCAUCCUACUGUGCUGCCUUGCCAUGCC